Molecule: messenger RNA, 1688 nt
Organism: Eleginops maclovinus (Patagonian blennie)
Lineage: Eukaryota; Metazoa; Chordata; Actinopteri; Perciformes; Eleginopidae
Product: polymeric immunoglobulin receptor-like
Exons: 12
Coding region: 305-1456 (383 amino acids)
Cellular component (GO): plasma membrane
Molecular function (GO): transmembrane signaling receptor activity
Source: RefSeq, a predicted model, not a curated record
AGGAAAUAGAAAUGCUUGUCGGUGCCUGUGGUCAGUUUGUUUCUCUGACUGCUCCCUCUCCGACAUGGCUGGUCCCCUCAGACUUCUUCUCAUCCUCGCUGGACUCACCGGUCAGUAACUCAUUUGGUUGAGCCAAUUAGGAAUUCACACCGUUGCUCAAGUCAGUAAAGUGUCAGUAAAAGUCGGUGAUUCCAUCACUACCCCAUGUCUCUAUGACCUGCAACAUAGAAAUCAGGUUAAAUGUUUAUGUAAAGGAGGAUCUUGGUUGUCUUGCUCUACUGAAGUGAGGACUGAUUCAAAAGACAUGGCUGUUCAUCUCGGCUUCCUUCUCAUUUUGACUGGAAUCACAGGAAUUCACAGCCUAACUAAAAUCAGUAUAGUGUCAGCGAGAGCUGGAGCUUCGAUCUCUAUCCCAUGUCUCUAUGACUCUCAAUAUAUAAACCAUGUGAAGUACUUGUGUAAAGGAUACUAUAUGGUCUCCUGCUCUUAUGCAGUUAAAACAAACCAACCAAGCAGUUCAGGGAAGUUUUCGAUCUCAGAUGAUAAAAAACAAAGAGUCUUCACUGUGACUAUAAAUCAUCUGACCGAAGAGGACGCUAGUUAUUACUGGUGUGCUGUGGAGAUUAAUGAUGGAUCAGAUUUCGGAAGUUAUUUCGAACUGUCAGUCAAAAAAGGCCCAUCAUAUCUCUAUGUGGAUCAACAGAAGAGGACAGGAUUCAGAGGAGAUAAUAUAAAAUUCUACUUUCACUAUCAAUACGCUGGAGGAAUACAGUGGUGCAGGCUGGGCAGCUCCUGCGUGACACGGUCGAAUGGAUGGUUAAAUAACUCAACAGUCACCUUCAAUAUAACUGUCCCUGGUGUUCUCACUGUGACUAUGAGUGGACUGAGGACUGAGAGCAGCGGCUGGUAUAUGUGUGUUAAAGGAGACUUACAGAUGCCAGUGCACAUAAAUGUUACAGAGAAACCUACCACUGUAAGUCCUACCAGCCCUAAGCCUGUGACUCACACCUCUAGUUCUGCAAACCAAACACUUACCAAAGGAAUGGGUGAACAGCAAAGUUUUUCAGUACUAUUAAUGGCCUUCACCAUCCCUUUGAGUUUGCUGAUCUUCUUUGUAAUAGUGGCCUUAUUUAUCUGGUUUAUGUGCAAAAGACAGGGACAGUCCAAAAAAGCAUCCUCAGCCACAAUAAUGGCUUCAGAGGAAGUAACAAACAGUACUGUCAAGAAAAGGAUAAACACUUCAGUCCAGCUUCAUCUCGCUGAAGAGGAAGUAACAUACAGCAAUGUUAAACCCAUGAUAAAAAAUUCAGAAAAGUGGUCAAAAGCUCGUAGAGAUGUGGACGUGAUGUACUCCUAUGUGGUUGCUGUAGAAUGUCAAACUGGGCAAAGGCAAAUUCAAGCGGAAGAAGAUGCUGUAACAUACAGCAGAUUGACUAUGCACCAGAACCACCUGUGAAUGUAACCCCUAUCUAUACCUAUCACUGGAGUCUUUUUUUAGAUGCUACUCUUUAGAAACGUGGACCUUGUCCCAAAUUAUACAGAAAAUUAUAUAUAAAUAUUUUGUAAAAGUGUUAUCUUGUAAACUCUACUUGUAAUUCCUCUGAUCCGGCCUUACAAAUAAAGUAUUUGUAAAAUGUUUUGCUUGUAUGUUGAUAAAGAUAACCAUGUAUUAAAUCUCAUCAGAUCUG